UCCGCCCACCAUUGUUCCGUCGUUGUUUCAGGCAACAACGGCCGGGUUUGAGAGCAUCAAAACGAUUGCAGGCUACUGCCGACUGACUGAUCUACAAAUCACCCGUCAAUAACUACUCAUUAUUGUAGUUCGGUCAGUCAGUCAGAAUUUACCCAUGAUACAUUGCGGGUUUGAUCCUCUCGAACACGGCCAUUGUAACCAUUGUGUAACCAUUUCUAUUUGGGGCGGUCUUCUGAUUUGUUAUGGCAUUGAUAGGUAACUAGGAAAACAAAAAUCCCAUUUUAUAAUCUCACCGUCCACCCUCCGUUUGAGUUUUUCUGCUCUACAAACAGACGCGUCAACAUGGACGUCGGAUUUCGCCACCCUGUUCUUCUUUGCCUAACCCUGGCGGUUUUGGGCUCGGUUCUGGCCGAUUUGGAUGGCCCUUUGAUGGGGGCACCCGGGUCUCCCGUCCGUUUGUCGGAAAACGACCCCGGUUUAAAGAAGGCACUGAGGUUUGCAGAGGAGCGCUAUAACGAGGGGUCCAAUGCGAUGCACGUUCGCAGAGUUAGCAAGAUCCUCUCUGCCAGUAAACAGCUGGUGAAGGGUAUCCGAUACAGCAUCAUGGUGGAACUAAGUAACACCCAGUGUAAAAAGGCUGCCAGACUGAGGAUCUGUGACUUCUACCCAGAGGAACACAACCUGAAGACAGAGGUAUGUGUGUUUGAGGUCUGGGACAUUCCCUGGGAGAGCAAGUCCACCAUUCUCAAACAGAAGUGCCAGCCAGCAGUUGAUCCCAAACCAGUUGAGACCAACAAAGUUGAAUUUCUGCCCCUCUCCACCAAACCAGUUGAGGUAAUAGAAAACAUAGCGUUUGUGGAGUCAGUGGAUUCUGUGGAGCUUCUUGGUCAGUUCAAAGAGUUCAUGGUCAGAUACAAUAGGACUUACAGCAGCCAAGAGGAGGCUGACCGGCGGCUGCGUGUCUUCCAUGAGAACUUGAAGACUGCCGAGAAGCUCCAGUCUCUGGACCAGGGCACAGCCGAGUACGGGGUCACCAAGUUCAGCGACCUCACAGAGGAGGAGUUUAGGACUCUGUACCUGAACCCCCUGCUGAGCCAGCAGAACCUCCAGCAGUCCAUGAAGCCUGCAGCCAUGCCCCGCGGCCCCGCCCCACCCAGCUGGGACUGGAGAGAGCAUGGAGCUGUCAGCCCCGUCAAGAACCAGGGAAUGUGUGGUUCUUGCUGGGCAUUCUCAGUGACAGGCAACAUUGAGGGCCAGUGGUUUGCAAAAACUGGCAAACUAGUGUCUCUCUCUGAGCAAGAGCUGGUGGACUGUGAUACUGUGGACCAGGCCUGUGGGGGCGGGCUUCCAUCAAACGCAUAUGAAGCUAUCGAGAAGCUGGGUGGUCUGGAGACAGAGACUGACUACAGCUACACCGGCAAGAAGCAGAGCUGUGACUUCACCACCGACAAAGUCAUCGCCUACAUCAACAGCUCUGUGGAGCUGUCCACGGAUGAGAACGAAAUCGCUGCUUGGCUGGCUGAGAACGGACCAGUAUCUGUGGCCCUGAACGCAUUCGCAAUGCAGUUCUACAGGAAGGGUGUGUCCCACCCUCUGAAGAUCUUCUGCAACCCCUGGAUGAUUGACCAUGCAGUGCUGCUCGUGGGCUACGGAGAACGUCAAGGCAAACCUUUCUGGGCCAUCAAGAACAGCUGGGGAGAGGACUAUGGAGAACAGGGUUACUACUACCUGUACAGGGGAUCCAGGCUCUGUGGGAUCAACAAGAUGUGCUCGUCUGCCAUUGUGAACUGAACUAGGCGAUAACACACACGCAUUUAUUUAUACAUACAUACAUACAUGCAUACACGACCGGAAUAAUAUUUGAUGCCAAUAUUUUCCUGGCACAAAAAACAAACCCAACACCCUCCCCCAAACAUGUACACACAUCUACAAACUGACCAAACUGCAAUUCUACUCACCCUGCCCACAUAAUUGUGUAGUCAGAACACUGCACAGUGCACUGGGAGACCUGUUGACACCUUACUGAAUUAGGGGAGGCAGUAUUCAUUCCUACCUCACCUCAUUCUUCUUUACCAAAACAAACCAGUUCUGAUUAAGUUAUAGUUUCAAGGUAGUACUGAUCUUUUGUUGUGAUUUUACUAUAGGUGUUUACAUUUUAUCUAGACUGAACAAAAAUAUAAACAAAACAUGCAACAAUUAACGAUUUUACUGAGCUACAGUUCAUCUAAGGAAAUUAUUGAAAUAAAUAAAUUAAAUUAGGCCCUAAUCUAUGUAUUUCACAUGACUGGGCAUGGGCACACCCACUUGGGAAUAGGUGGGCCUAUGACCAAGUAGGAGAGCAUAGGCACACCCACUUGGGAGCCAGGCCCACCCACGGGGUAGCAGUCAGCAUGCCAAUUGCACACUCGCUCAACACUUUAGACAUCUGCAGCAUUGUGUUGUGUGACAAAACGAGACACUUUUUUGUGUGGGCUUUUAUUGUCCCCAGCACAAGGUGCACCUGUGUAAUGAUCAUUCUGUUUAAUCAGCUUCUUCAUAUGCCAUUAUCAUGGCAACAGAAAUGCUCACUAACAGGGAUGUAAACAAAUUUGUGCACUCAAUUAGAGAAAUAAGCUUUUUGUGCGUAUGAAACAUUUCUGGGAUCUUGUAUUUCAGCUCAUGAAAGAUGUGACCAACGCUACAUAUUUUUGUUCAGUAUAGUAAUCUUUUAUUUAAUUUAAUUGUUGUUUUAGGCAGAGGUAAAUUCCGGCAUCUAUCUCUUUACAAUAACAGAGUCUAAAUGAUAGAGUUCAGUAAUGCUUUUUGGUGUCCGUUAUGUUCCCCUGAAUGUGACCACUCUCUCUGCUGAUGCUCUAGAAUUAAUGCUUGUGCAUUUUUGCUAGUUUCCCCUCUGUUGUAACUUGUUCAGUGCAAUACCAUGUAAUGUCAAUCUCUCCCUAGUUUACAAUUUACAACUUCACUGUACAAGUAUUUAGAGUGAGUUUGCAUGGUUUCUGAGAUUUUAAAAGGAUCACACAUUGGCUGAUGUGUAGCCUAUUAACUGUGUUACAUAUUGCUGUGCUGUGUAACUAGACAAACUAAGGUUGAAUAAAAAAUAUUUUAGCCUUUA
Molecule: messenger RNA, 3109 nt
Organism: Salmo salar (Atlantic salmon)
Lineage: Eukaryota; Metazoa; Chordata; Actinopteri; Salmoniformes; Salmonidae
Gene: ctsf
Product: cathepsin F
Biological process (GO): proteolysis
Molecular function (GO): cysteine-type peptidase activity; cysteine-type endopeptidase inhibitor activity
Source: RefSeq, a predicted model, not a curated record